UUUAUAGUCUGUGAAGGUGAACAUAGUGAAAACACACGUCUUCCGAAGCGCCACCUUGUUCAUUUCCGACAUUCUUUUCGGAAUGGUCGAAACGCUGCGUUUGUGCUGAGAAAACGUGACUACGGAGAACGUCGUGUGGCGAUCGUGAUCAAGAGAACGAGUGUUAUACAUGAUAUUGCAUUGCAUAUUGACGUACAUUAAGGCUGUCGCGCAACGGUAUGCAGUUGUGAAGUAAACCGACCGCAUUAACACGGAUACAGAAUUUUUCGCAGUAACACGGGUAUCCGGGUGCCGGCACACACCAAUAUACGCGAGUACGAAGGAUUGGUUUAUUGAAAAAAUGGCGGCGGACAUGCUAAGCAAAAAUCGAAUGAUGGUUUUUAAGAACAAAGGCAAAGAUCAAGAAGAAAUGAGAAGAAGAAGAAAUGAAGUUACUGUAGAGUUACGCAAAAACAAGCGUGAUGAGACUUUGCAGAAACGAAGAAAUUUAACAGAUGAAGAUGAUGUUGAUAAACAUUUGUCAAAAAUCAAUUUAAAGGAACUAGUAAAGAAAGCUGAUAGUUCAGAUCCAGAGGUUCAAUUACAAGCUGUACAGUCAGCCAGAAGGUUACUGUCGUCAGAUCGUAAUCCACCGAUUGAUUUAUUAAUUGAUAGUAAGAUUUUACCAGUUUUAGUUCGUUGUCUUGAAGAGCACAAUAGUCCUUCUUUGCAAUUUGAAGCAGCAUGGGCUUUAACAAAUAUUGCAAGUGGAACAUCACCUCAAACACAAGCAGUUGUAAAUGCUGGUGCAGUUCCACAUUUUUUGAAUUUGUUAUGUUCAAGUCAACAAAAUGUUUGUGAACAAUCUGUAUGGGCUUUAGGAAAUAUUAUUGGAGAUGGUCCAAUAGCUAGGGAUCUUGUUAUUAAACAUGGUAUUGUACCGCCAUUGUUAGCGUUUAUUAAGCCGGAUAUACCAAUUAGUUUUUUACGUAAUGUAACAUGGGUAAUCGUAAAUUUAUGUAGGAGCAAAGAUCCACCACCAUCUGUUGAAACUAUUAAAGAACUUUUGCCUGCUCUUAAUGUACUCAUUCAUCACACAGACAUUAAUAUUCUUGUGGACACAAUUUGGGCACUGAGUUAUUUGACUGACGGUGGUAAUGCACAAAUUCAGAUGGUUAUAGAUAGCGGUGUAGUGCCUCGACUCAUACCACUUCUCUCGCACAAAGAAGUUAAAGUGCAAACAGCUGCUUUAAGGGCAGUUGGUAAUAUUGUAACGGGUACAGAUGAACAAACGCAAGUUGUACUAAAUUGUGAUGCGCUAUCAUACUUCCCCAAUUUACUCACUCAUUCGAGGGAAAAGAUUUGUAAAGAAGCAGUCUGGUUCCUUUCAAAUAUAACUGCUGGUAAUCAAUCUCAAGUUCAAGCAGUUAUAGAUGCUGGAUUAUUGCCGCUUAUUAUUCGCAACUUAGCGAAUGGCGAAUUUCAAACACAAAAAGAAGCAGCAUGGGCAAUCAGCAAUUUAACAAUUAGUGGCAAUGAGGAACAAGUCACACGGAUGAUACAAGAUGGCGUUAUCCCACCUUUCUGUAACCUCCUUUCCUGUAAAGAUCCUCAAGUUGUACAGGUUGUUUUAGAUGGUAUACACAAUAUGCUCAAACUUGCUGGGUCACAAGUUGAACAGUUGGCCAAUAUGAUCGAAGAAUGUUCAGGUUUGGAUAAGAUUGAGGCGCUGCAAAAUCACAGCAACAUAGAUAUUUACAAGGUAGCGUUUGAAAUUAUCGACCAAUACUUUUCAGAAGAGACAAAUGAUUCAAAUGUGGAGCCACAAGUUGUGGAAUCAACAUUUGAAUUUGAUCAAACGACGAGCAUUCCGAGUCAAGGUUUUAAAUUUUGAGAAGGCCUCCAUUAUUUCUUAUCCGAUCGUGCCGUCCCCCGACAAACUCCGAUGCGGAGCCAUUUUGCUUAUCCUUUUCUAUUCUGUCUUAUUCUUGCU
Habropoda laboriosa is the source of this 1972-nucleotide messenger RNA. It is a transcript of the gene Kap-alpha3, whose product is annotated as importin subunit alpha-3. Gene Ontology annotation, molecular function: protein binding; nuclear import signal receptor activity. Gene Ontology annotation, biological process: NLS-bearing protein import into nucleus. NCBI's taxonomy places the organism in Eukaryota, Metazoa, Arthropoda, Insecta, Hymenoptera, Apidae. Gene Ontology annotation, cellular component: cytoplasm; nucleus; nucleoplasm. Bases 341 to 1873 code for a protein of 510 amino acids. The record is from RefSeq and is a predicted model, not a curated record. The transcript is spliced from 9 exons.